This is a messenger RNA of Momordica charantia (bitter melon), 2304 nucleotides long. RefSeq lists its product as uncharacterized. The record is from RefSeq and is a predicted model, not a curated record. Lineage: Eukaryota; Viridiplantae; Streptophyta; Magnoliopsida; Cucurbitales; Cucurbitaceae.
UUUUGCCGCCUCUUCUUCCUCCUUCUUCUCACUUUGCUUCCCUUCUACUGUCUUGUCAACAUCUGUUCAAUUUCUCUUCCUCUUCAGAGUUUCAAAUUUCUAUCAGUAAAUUUGGAAAACAACAAAAACCCCAUUGACAGAUCAAAGUUGAAAGAUAAACCCACCACUAAAUCCCAUUACUCCAAUAAAAGACCAUGUCCCCUGUCACUUGCAGUUGCUGCGCCAGUUAAAUUAAACCCCCUUUUCUCUCUCGAGCCCUAGAAAUUUUCAAAUUUGAUUUUGGGUUUGUGGUGGAUUAACCCCACGAGGUGGGAUUCUGAGGUUUUAUCAGUAAUGGGUGAAGAUAAUUCGGACCCAGUUGAGGGAGGCGACGAUGGAGCUUGUUGAAUCAAACCCAGUUCCCAAUUCUCAUGCAUUGCUUCCAUGGGGAAGACUGAGGAAGAGCAGCCGCUGCCGGUUGGGUUGAGCUCCUCCGAGCUCUCUGAUGGGAAUGUGGGAAGCCGGUGCGGCGCUGGGAUUCGUAGACUGAUUGCGGUGAGAUGUGUCUUCUUCCUUCUACUGUCGGCGGCUGUGUUCAUUUCUGCUUUCUUUUGGCUGCCGCCGUUCCUCUCCGAUGGAGAUUGGCCCGAUCGGGCUCUUGAUUCUGCUUAUAGAGAUCAUGAAAUAGUAGCAAGUUUUCAUGCUUGGAAGCCAGUUUCGUUUCUGCAAAACCAUAUUUUGGAGCUUGAGGAUAAUAUUUUUGGAGAAAUACCUGUACCUUUUGUCAAGGUGGUCAUCCUCUCGCUGCAAUCAUUAGGUGGACUGAACGUAACAAAGAUUGUUUUUGCAGUAGAUCCUGACGCCAAAUAUUCAAAAAUACCCCCAACUUCUCAAAGUUUAAUCAAGGAGAUCUUUGAAACAAUGUUUAUAAAUGAACCACCUCUCACAUUGACUGCAGCAUUAUUUGGCAAUACAUCCUUAUUUGAGGUGUUGAAAUUUCCUGGAGGAAUAACUAUUAUUCCUCCUCAGAGUGCAUUUCUUCUGCAGACAGCACAGAUCUAUUUCAACUUUACGUUAAAUUAUUCUAUUUAUCAAAUUCAAGUGAAUUUCGAUGAUCUUACAAGCCAGCUGAGGUCAGGAUUACAUCUAUCUCUUUAUGAGAAUUUAUAUGUUAGUCUAUCGAAUGCAAGAGGUUCAACAGUGGAUGCCCCCACCAUUAUUCAAUCAUCUGUUCUAAUGGCAAUUGGAACUAAUUCAUCGAAAAAAAGACUAAAACAGCUGGCUCAAACCAUCACAGAUUCCCAUUCAGGAAAUCUUGGCCUGAAUAACACUAUAUUUGGUAAGGUCAAGCAAGUUCGUCUUUCAUCUGUCCUGAACCACUCUCUUAGUGGUGGUGCAAAUGCACGGUCACCUGCACCUUCUCCUCUGCCUCAUUCUCACCACCACCACCAUCACCACCAUCACCACCAUCACCACCAUCAUCACCAUCACCACCAUCACCACCAUCAUGAUGCAUCAUAUUCACCGAGUCCUGGAACAGAGGAGCACGCACAUAUGCCACAUAAUGGGGUGUCGUCUGCUCCUGGAUCUGCCCCAGUGGAAAGUCCCACUCCGAAGAAGAGAAAUGAUGAAGCAACUCCGCCUGCUUGUCAAUAUGGAUAUAAACGGUCUUCAACAGAAGUCAGAAAACGUCAUUUAGGCCCUAUUCAUUCACUAAGCAGUCCUCCAUCAUCGCCAUACUUUCGAGUAGGUCCACCAGCACCUGUUUCUGGCUCAAUUUCUGCUUCAAGUCCACUGUCAGAGGUAGUUUUAUCUAAUGUUCAGCCUCCUGAUAAAGGAAGCAGACACGCCGAAAAUUUUGAAAGAAGAGCCCCCUCAGUUUUACCUUCACAAUUUUCUUCUUCUGUAGGUGUUCGUGUUUAUACAAUUCGAUGGACACUUCUGCUGUUUCUUCUUGUAUGGCAUUGGCAUAUAUAACCAAGGAGAUAAAACCUACAUGCAUAUGUCAGGAUACCAGUAACGACUGGACUCAUCAUUCAUAUAAAAGUUGUGAUAGCGAGACGAACGCGAAGGCGUGCUCCUGCUAGAGUCGAGAUAAUGAUGUUUCCAUGUGUAAAUAUCAGUUAAGCAAGUUGGAAGAUGCAUUUUUCCAGGUCAAAGUCACAGAGGUGGCAGGCCUUUGGUAAGAUGAAGAAUUGGUGUUGUUUUUUUUUUUUGUGUAUUAUUUCUCUUCUUCACAAAAUGUGAGGAAAGAAAUCAGCAAAUGUAUCUGAUUCCAUCUUGAUCUCAACUUCUAUUAUAAAGUCAAUCGAGCAAUUACAAUUU